GCGUUCAGAACAACUUUCUCGUUUGCAUUCUUUUUGGCAAUAUUGAUCAAUGCAAGCUAACAUCGUGGUGAACUCGGACCGAAACGUUCGCUGUGUCUCGUUCCCUAGUGUGGGCCUCGGGGAGUUCGGUGUUGGAAGGAGGUUGCGGCUGGUCGCCCGACCCGAAUCCCUCGGCAUUGUUUUGGUUGUGGAGUAGGAUAAAAAGUUGCGACGAGCUUCUUUUCGGUACAAUUUUCCACAGAGUAACGUUUUGUAGCGUUGACGUUUUUCGCUUAUUUUCGAGUGAAGUGAGUGUGGUUAACACCUCGGGAGGCGUCUGUUUGCUCUCUCCAGAUCUUGCCGUUUCAACAGCACUCAACGUGGUGGCAACGAUGUCAGAAGCUGAGCGCGGAUACACAAUGGAUGUGGCGGAGGAACCCCAAAUUCAGGCCACAGCGGAUCGGGUCGCGGACCCAAGCCUACAUCAUUUAGUGGGAGAGUCAAAAGCGGGGCCCCAAGAGCGCGACCCGCAAUCCAAAGAUGGUGACUCGCAUAGCGAGAAAAGAAAGGUUCCAAUGCCGGGUGCAGUGCGGCUGAUUGGAGACAGGACGCUGGACGCGGAAUUCCAACAGAAAGUAGCUGAACGUGAACAAAGGCGCGCCUCCCAAAUGUCAGCUUGUUAAUUUCCUGGCAUCCCACCUCGAUGCCCAUCUCGGCGCUCUGGUUUUUUUCGUGUUUUUGACUCCGACUUUUAGUCGAUCGGUUAUUGUGUUCACUGUUGCAAAUGCUGCGGUUCGUGUUGAUGUACCCCGAAUAUCAAAAAGUGUGUUAUAGCAGGAGAGCUGUGAGCAGUGAACAUAGUGUCAGUCACGAAUUGCUUCAUGGGGAGUCACAUGGGCGUCCCUGAGUAACGUGAACCAUUCAAUUGGGAUACUUCUUGUCAUAUACAUGGAAGCAUGUCGCGUUGAGAUGUGCAAACCUAAUGCAGAUUACUACACUGGCGUUA
Toxoplasma gondii ME49 is the source of this 985-nucleotide messenger RNA. RefSeq lists its product as hypothetical. The record is from RefSeq and is a predicted model, not a curated record. Bases 372 to 662 code for a protein of 96 amino acids. NCBI's taxonomy places the organism in Eukaryota, Apicomplexa, Conoidasida, Eucoccidiorida, Sarcocystidae. The transcript has 5 exons.